CCUAUCUGAAUGAGGUCAAACCUCUCUUCAAACCGAAAGCAAAAUUUUCACAAUCAUGAGGUGAUGGUAGUUUCUGUUCAUAUAUCAGAAUAUCUACAAUAAUGGCGACUUCUAGCUCAGACAUCGACUUUGAUUUGGUGAAGACUCUCGGAGAGGGAGCCUUCGGUAAAGUGUACCUGGUGACGGACAAGCACAACCCGACAGAGCAGUAUGCCAUGAAAGUGAUUAACCUGUCCAAGUCCCCAGAAGAAGAAAGAGAAUUGGCCCUGAAGGAGGCACGUCUCCUGUCCGACUUUAACCAUGAGAAUAUCUUGCGCUACAUAGAGUCGUUUGAGCAGGAUGGAGCGCUGUGCAUUGUGACCGAGUUCUGUGACGGGGGGGACUUGAGCCAGUAUCUGGAGGCCAGGAAGAACAAACCACUACAAGAAAACAGGAUUGUGGAAUGGUUUAAAGAAAUCUGCUGUGCCUUAUCGUAUCUACAUGGCAGAAAGAUCAUACACAGAGACAUGAAGACCCAGAAUGUUUUCCUCACGGGAACGAGGAAGAUCGCCAAACUAGGCGACCUGGGACUUGCCAAAGUUUUAGAGCGACCUAAUGCCAAGGCAGUGACCUUCUGUGGAAGUCCCUAUUAUAUGAGUCCGGAACUAUUCGCCUGUAAACCUUACGAUGCCAAGAGUGAUAUAUGGGGCCUGGGCGUGUGUGUGUAUGAGAUGGCUACCCUUGAGCGACCUUUUGAUGCCAUGCUGAUGCAGCAGCUUGUCUUCAAGAUUGUACAUGGUCAGUUACCUCCCAUGCCAAAAGACAAAUAUAGUUCAGAACUGAUUGCUGUGAUGGAGAAGAUGCUUUGCAGGGAAUGUGAGCAACGACCUUCAGCUGAUGACCUUUUGAAUGACCCAGUGUUUCAAAAUCAUGUUCCACCUAAGACCCCACCCACACCUACCGCCAAACCAGUGCGGCAAAUGAACUGGUUAAAAGAAUCAAUGUCUCAGGGCGGUGGAGCUGAUGAGGGACGAGGGGUGUUUAACAUGGACAAUCUUAUGUCCACACUGACAGAGAAACACAAACAGCGACGACAGAAACUAGGAAAAUCAAUCAUUGCUUCAGCUCGGGUUGACAACAAAAUCAUGGCAUCAAAUUACUCUGAAAAUAAGUUUGACAAAACAUGUAAGGAUUUAUCUAGUUUUCGUAAGGACACUACUCUGAAGGCCACAGGUAACGAUGUCAUGCUGUCUUCAGUUACUUCACAAGAUAUGGAAGAAACUUUGGCUGCUGUGGCAAAAGGUCAACCUAAUCCGGCCAUGAUGUUACAACUAGUGGUCAGGACACUCACACAGAUAUUCCCCAAGGAUGAGGAUGAUGACAGUGAAGGAGCCUUUGCCUUUUUUGGUGAUGAUAGUGACCAAAUGGAUCCAGAGGUCAUGCUACUGGGUCAGAUUACCCAAUUACAGAGACAUUGUUUGCGUGCAAUGGGCGGUGACCUUGAGAAGUUUCGUAAAGCUUACGAUAUGCUCAGUCAUACAGACGAUGACAUGAAGUUGGAGGAGAAGCUUAUCAAGUUCCUCAGCCCACAGGUAUUUGGAAUAUGUGGAGUGCAGCUGUUCUACUGUAAGAACUUCGAGUACAACCUCCAAAAACUGCGUGACGGAGGCCGGGGUGCGACUGAAGCAUAGGCCCCAGUUAUAGGACCUGUAGGCUACUUAGGACUCCUGGAAGGCUGUGAUUACAAUAUUUAAAAUGUCAUAUGAUUGGAGGAAAUUCUUUGAUGUGCCAUAAGUAUAAUUACCUUGUUCACCUUCAAAACCUCAAACUGGCUGACAAUAAGUAAUGCUAUGUAUAUAUGAUAUUUUGUGAGAUCAUCGUACAGAGUAGUUACUGUGAUAGGACCGUUUAGGGUGACGUUUUUAACUUGGGUAGGAUGUUUUGUGGAGGGACGCUCUAUAAGCUUAGCUGCGAACAAAGAGGUAAAUACUAACUAUCUUGGUAAUAAAAUGGAGAUUGAAUGGUUCUUGUGGAUAUAUUUAGCAGGAAAGAUGGAUGUAAAUCAACAUUUCUGUUGAAAUAAUGGUUGACCUUGUGUUCUAGAAGUAUAUAGGUCAAGGUUAAAUCUACGGUAUACUUGAUACCGGUAAUUUAGGUUUAGGUAAUCAAACUAUUAGUGUUAUUCUUAGACCAUGAUGCUCUCCUAGGUUGAACCUAUGUGUAUGUAUAUAUAAUAAUAAGUUCUUGUAAUAUAAUAAAAAAUAUAACAGAAGAAGUGACAUCAAAACAAGGCCAAAUUUUACCUCUAUGUUUACAGAAAAUUUAUUAAUUAGAGUUAAAUAUAUGGCUGAUUUGAUAUCAUUUCAUAUCAGACCCAGGAUUUGCCUGAGCUUCAUAUGUCAGGCACAAUGGCCUAUUAAGCAGGGCUUGAUAUAGGUCAAUGGACAAUAUGGCGCCUGAUAUAGGUCGAGGGACAAUAUGGGGUCUUAUAUAUAGGUCAAGGAACAAUAUGGGGUCUUAUAUAGGUCGAGGGACAAUAUAGGGUCUUAUAUAUAGGUCAAGGAACAAUAUGGGGUCUUAUAUAGGUCGAGGGACAAUAUGGGGCCUUAUAUAGGUCGAGGGACAAUAUGGGGUCUUAUAUAUAGGUCAAGGGACAAUUUGGGACCAGAUAUAGGUCGAGGGACAAUAUGGGGUCUUAUAUAUAGGUCAAGGGACAAUAUGGAGUCUAAUAUUGAGAAAUACACUUAUAACUCUUGAAUUAUUUUCACUGUCAUUAUCAACAUUAUGACUUUUGUGUAUUAUUUUGUUGAACUCCACAGUUGUAUCAGCUAGUGAUUCCAAUAUGCUUUUUCCAUCCAUAUUUCCCUCAAAUGUUAAAAACAAAUGAUUUUGCAUUAGGAAACAGGCCUGAGCUGUUGGCCCUGAACUGUUGGCACUGAACCUUUGGUUUAGCUAUGGUAUCACACCCUGAUCCAGGUGGAUUGAGCAGGGCUGGGCAAUACUGAUAAAGGGAAAGAUGAUUGAUUACAUAGACAGUUUGAGUGAUCAUUUAAUCAAGUACAUAUAUGAUAAACAGAUAUAUGUAUAUAUUGCAUCCUAUAGAUAAUACCCAUACAUGAUUUUUGUGACCAAAAUAAACUUCAGAUAGACCUACAAGCAUUCAUGACAAUACCACGUCAUAUAUUCAGAUAGUCUGUGUAGUUGAAUUGACGUAGCACUUGAAUUAGUGAUAGGAUGCUACUUGUUCGUGGGCGUAAAUCUCCGCCUCAAUCCUGAUUCCUUUUUUACUCUACUAAUACCAGAUAGCAUUAAUGACGGUUAGGUUAUUUCUUAGAAUGUAAGUUAAUCCUCAAUUAGUGGUUAAUGUGUGAAACAUUGAUGUCUAUUCUUCAAACAUCAUUAAAACAAAGUCUCAGCAGGGGCGUUUCUAGAAAUUUUUGGACCUGUUUUUUAGCAAAAAAUGGUAUAUUAAAAUGAUUGGAUGGAUCUUAACAGCAGUAGACCAAUAACGAGAAAUUCCAAAUUGUAGGGUAUAAGGCGUUACUUAACAUUUCAAUAGUCCUAGGCCAGGAUUUUAUGAACGGGAGGCGUAACUACGGUUGCCCUGGUAGAGGGUCCAUGGUGGGUUUUUUUUAAAAGGAGGGGCGUACGCCCAUUACGCCCUCACCUGGACCCGCUCCUGCUCAGGAUCAAGAAAAGUCAAUAUAACAUAAGGUUACCCAAUCCAGGGUAUCUAGAACAUACAGACCCUCAGGCUCCAACAGUGAAAAAUAAUAACCUUGUCAGCAAAGACAAUUGUGGCAUAUAUUUAUGUUAAAAAGAAUAUUCAACCGUGACAGGGUUUUAAAUAAUUUUGAGGACAGAAAGGAUUUAUGUAACUUGUUAUUUUUAUAUUUUAAUCAGUUGAUAUGUUUUGUGAAAAUGUAUGAUGUAGUUUGUAUACAUGUGACCGUGUGGGUUUUCUUUGGGUACUCCAAUUUCCUCUCACCUCAAGACCCUCUGUACACUCUGGGCCAACAAGAGUGAUGAACAUAGUUUAGAAAAUUUAGUUCAUAAUUUUAGUAAAAUAAAUAAAAUUUAGAUUUUAUCAAUUUGAAUGUCUGGAACAAAAUAUUAUGUUUCUUGUGUAAAUUGAAGUUUUCUCUGACAGUAGAAAAUUCUGUAAUUUUAUAAUGGAAAAAGGAAAAAUGUACAACCUUGAUUACUUCUAAAUUAUAUGUACAUUAAUGAAUAAUGGUUCUUACAACAUGGGCCAAAAAUUAUCUCUCUCCAUAUUAGCAAGGAUGAGAAACAUGCUAUCAAGACAGUGAACUGAUAUAGUGAACGAGGGGCCUAUAUGUUUGAUUACAUUCUUGUUUUGGAUUUAUUUUUGCAUCAUAUAUAGAGUAUAUAGAUUUUGAAUCAAUAGCGUUAAGUAUGUAAAUGUUAUUACCUUGUAUUUACAGUAAAACAUUUGUUAUUAAACUGUGUCGACCCUCGGCCAACUAGAGAACAUUUCUAUAGUAGUGUUACAUGUCUUGAAUCUGUUUUCAAAAAAAUGACUGUCUCUACACUUUAAAACUAUCUGAAGGCUGUUGGUAUUUUUAAACAAAAUUUUAGUAACCAAAGCCACUUUCAUUAUUCAAUUCAACGUUUGUCGUUUACCUUCACGUUUGUUUGAGGUUUUUAUUUUGCAUUUGUUUUUGUUGACCAGUUAUUGGCCCUAAUGACCUCUCUUGUGUUGAUGGGUCGUUUAUCAUGUAAUUAUUAUAGUAAUGUUUCAACUACAUAUGUAAAAAAGUGAUGACAUUUCCACUAGCUACCAAUGACAAAAUGUUGUUUUUCACAAAUACAUAUGGAUAUUUUGAUUUCAAAAGUUAGGUAUGGUUAUUUUAAUUUCAAA
Messenger RNA from Mizuhopecten yessoensis (Yesso scallop), 4861 nucleotides. Its product is annotated as probable serine/threonine-protein kinase nek3. Gene Ontology annotation, biological process: protein phosphorylation. The transcript is spliced from 11 exons. NCBI's taxonomy places the organism in Eukaryota, Metazoa, Mollusca, Bivalvia, Pectinida, Pectinidae. Bases 102 to 1670 code for a protein of 522 amino acids. Gene Ontology annotation, molecular function: protein kinase activity; ATP binding. The record is from RefSeq and is a predicted model, not a curated record.